Molecule: messenger RNA, 960 nt
Organism: Yamadazyma jaroonii
Lineage: Eukaryota; Fungi; Ascomycota; Pichiomycetes; Serinales; Debaryomycetaceae
Source: the annotation of a GenBank genome assembly
AUGUAUUCGGAAGUAUUGAAAAUCAAUCAAUCAUGUUCUGUUAAUGCUGUUAAAGUAUCACCAGACGAGAAGACAUUUGCCACUUGUAAUUCAGAUGGAAUAAUAACUAUAUAUGACUUUGAAGGAACCAAAUUGCAUGAAUUAAAAGGUCAUACGGGAGGAAUCUCCGAUAUUGACUUCUCACCAAUAAAUUCUAAUAUAAUAGCAUCAUGUUCUGAUGAUUUAACUAUAAGAAUAUGGUCAAUAAACAAAGGGAAGUGUUUAAGAAUUUUAAAAAAACACACUUAUCACGUCACAACUAUAAGAUUUAAUUCGAAAGGUAAUAUAUUAAUUAGUGGAUCAGCUGACGAGACUAUCAGUAUAUGGGAUUUGAGUUCAGGAAAACAUUUAAAGACAUUAUCAGCACAUAGUGACCCUAUACUGUCGAUAUGUUUAACACCAGACGAUUCUAUUAUAGUAAGUGGAUCUUAUGAUGGAUUAAUGAGAUUAUUUGAUUGUGAAUCAGGUCAAUGUUUAAAGACAUUGAUUUUCAACAGUAGUUCAUUUGGAACAGCUACUGCCUCAACCAAUGAAGUAGUUAAUUUCCCCAUUUCGCAUGUAGAGUUAUCACCCAAUGGGAAAUUCAUUUUAAGUUCAAGUUUGGAUGGAUAUAUAAGAUUAUGGGAUUACAUGGACAACAAGGUAAUAAAGACGUUUUCUGGUAAAGAUAAUUCCCCCAUUAGUGAAAAAUUCAAUUGUAGUGCUAAAUUCAUAAUUUCAAAUAAGUUUGAAACUCCAGUUGUAGUUUCAGGAAGUGAUAAAGGAGAUUUGAUUUUUUGGGACGUUCAAACAAAACGAAUCCUCAAUAUAAUGAAUUUUGGUAAUGAACCUAUUUUUGAAAUCGAUACCAUCAAUAACGGAGAAGCGUUGCUUAUUUGUAGUAGGUCAGGAGAUAUAAGACUCUUAAAACUAAAUACAUAA